AGAGAUUUGGUGAUAUAUAAUCGAGGUGGUGGAUGCCAGAGCUCAAAAGAAGUAUUGGAAGAAGAAGAAGAAGAAGAGGAUGAGGAGCAAAAUAAGAGCACAUCGACAAUUCUACUGAGAAGAGAGGACAGUAGAACAUGCUUUUAUAGCACAUCGCACUUGAAGCACCUCAGCAGCCUUGGAAUCAAAGCUUCUGGUUCCCUGAGAACAGUGAAUUGAGGAUGGGCCACAAGGCAGAUUCUGCCAAUGUGGGUUGCAAAGUUCUACCAAUAUGUGAUGCUGUGUCGACCGGCUCUAAUGGUGGAGACAGCAGCGAUGGCUCAGAGAAAGAUGUUCAGAAGGGCGAGCGAAGGAGGGCAGUUUCUCAAAUGAAAGAGCUGCUUAAAUGGGCUGCCGCUGCCAGGUCCCAUAAAUGUGGAAGCAAAGGAUGGAAGGUCCUGUACUUCCGAAACAGAGUUCGUCAUCCUUCGGUUAAGGGCGGCUGCUCAAGUUCGUCAUCCAUGAAUUCUUCCCUAUCGCUGGCAUCCAUUUCUGGAAAUGAUCGAACGUUGGUAAAGAAUUCUUCAAAUCAUUCAGGUAAUUUGCGGAGUUCAGAAUGUGAUGCAAAUAUGUUGGCCAGCCCAAAGUCUGAAGAAUACGUGAGGCCUGGACGUUGGAUAACAACAGACUCCGACUGUGAGCUACUUCAGAUCUUUAAUUUCUUUACUUCUGAAGCUAGAAACUUGUCAAUGCUUAGGUCUGACCUUUUCUUAAUUUUAACUUCAAUUGGCAGUUGUGGUGCUAGAACUCUGAAGCGAAGCUGUAGUAGUUGGAUAGCUUUAUCGAUCAUGCCUUAGAAAAUUAUGUCCUGCACCGAGCUAAUGAAAUC
Messenger RNA from Elaeis guineensis (African oil palm), 868 nucleotides. NCBI's taxonomy places the organism in Eukaryota, Viridiplantae, Streptophyta, Magnoliopsida, Arecales, Arecaceae. The record is from RefSeq and is a predicted model, not a curated record.